AUGCAAAUAACAGCACUACAGAAUUCGAUUCUAAAUGUGUUAAAUUUUACUACUAAUGGAAUUUCGGUACUUAUGUGUAUAGAUACAACGCAUAUGCUUGUAGAGUCUGACUGCAAAUGUCCAGAACAUUCUGGAUAUGCUAAUGAUACUUGCAUACCUGAUGAUGGAUUAUACUUCGAUACGGAUAAAUCUUGUGUUGAGUAUUAG
This is a messenger RNA of Blepharisma stoltei, 207 nucleotides long. The record is from the annotation of a GenBank genome assembly. Lineage: Eukaryota; Ciliophora; Heterotrichea; Heterotrichida; Blepharismidae.